UACUUUUCUCUGUAUACGUCCUUUCUCUGUAUAGUAUAUGAAAGCACCAACCACCAUCACACAACAACACAAAUCCCUGCCAUUCUUUUUUCUCUUUAAAGUCUUCGUCCUGUUUCAGCUGCAUUAUUAAAGCUACCAUUUCCCCUGCAACUUUGGCGAUCAACAAAACACAAAAAAGAAACAAAGAUUUAUCAUUGAACCAACGACGAGUUGAUACACAGAUCAUUAUAAGAUGGAGAACUUCUUGGGUCUUCUCAGAAUUCGCAUCAAAAGAGGGAUAAAUCUUGCAGUUAGAGAUGCUAUCAGCAGUGAUCCUUAUGUUGUUGUUCAAAUGGGCAAACAGAAGCUGAAGACCAGUGUCAUCUCAAACAGUAUCAAUCCUGAGUGGAAUGAAGACCUUACCCUAACUGUUGCAGAUCCAACUGUCCCAAUUACGCUGCGAGUGUAUGACAAGGAUACAUUCACCCUUGACGACAAAAUGGGUGAUGCCCAGUUUGAUAUCAAAGCGCUUCUGGAAGCUGUCAAGAUGCGGUUAGAAAGCCUCCCUAAUGGAACCAUAAUCACCAAAGUUAAACCGAGCAGAGAGAACUGCUUAGCGGAAGAGAGCAACAUUACGUGGGAAGAUGGCAAGGUUAUUCAGAACAUGAUUUUUAGACUUCGAAAUGUGGAGCAAGGUGAACUAGAACUUCAAUUGCAAUGGAUAGAUAUCCCUGGCUCAAAAGGCCUGUAAGUUGAUCAUUUGCUAUGUACAAUUAAGCUCAGGUUCGGUUACAGUGUGAAGAUAUAUGAUUGUUCUGUUUUGGUCAA
Molecule: messenger RNA, 807 nt
Organism: Daucus carota subsp. sativus
Lineage: Eukaryota; Viridiplantae; Streptophyta; Magnoliopsida; Apiales; Apiaceae
Product: protein C2-DOMAIN ABA-RELATED 4
Exons: 3
Coding region: 233-730 (165 amino acids)
Source: RefSeq, a predicted model, not a curated record